Glossina fuscipes is the source of this 3687-nucleotide messenger RNA. It is a transcript of the gene Lrt, whose product is annotated as slit homolog 3 protein. Gene Ontology annotation, molecular function: protein binding. The transcript has 7 exons. The record is from RefSeq and is a predicted model, not a curated record. The coding region runs from base 1071 to 3410 and encodes 779 amino acids. Lineage: Eukaryota; Metazoa; Arthropoda; Insecta; Diptera; Glossinidae.
CACAAGCAAGCUACCAUUCAUUGCGAUAAGAAAAACAGUUAAAUAUUUAUUUUAAUUAACUUUUAUUUUUGCUUAUCAAACUACCAAGUCUGGGCACAAAUGAAUAAAUAGUUUGUUAUCUUAUAUGAACGUGUUAUUGACUUAUAUAUCCUAUGUGAACAGUAUUGACUAUGAACUGCUUUAAUAUAUAUAGCAAAUAUAUCAUAAUAAAGGCAUAAAAAGACAAAAAAAGUAAUUAGACUAUCAGCUUAUGCGUGUGAAUGUAAUACAUUGUAAGAUGGAAUGAAUGUCACUACUAAAAUCAAUCGUGAUAGUGUAACGUACCGUACAUAUAGGCAUACGUGGGAUGAAUCGUAAGUUGCAAAAGGAUUUCAGAAUAGGAUAGCUUCCCCUCUAUGUUAGCAAUAUGUAAAGAAAUCCUAGCGUAACAUGCGUUACGUAUGAGAGACUUCUGUCAUGCAUGUGUGAAAAAUAAUUUGAGGUAAAUGACAACAAUGGUGCAAUUCAUGGGCAUAAACUUUUACCGGAACAUUCAUGCCUUCGCUAUGGUUCUUAUAAAUUGCUUAAGUUGUGGCUUUGAUUUGUUUUGGCAUAUUCCCGCAGGAUUGGUGUACUGUUUGAGGUCUGUGGAGUCCUCUGAAUAUCUGAAACUAAGGAUCUGUUGCCGCUAAAUCUGACGAUCACAUCGACCAAGGAAUGUCUGCAUUUACCGAAAUAAUUUUAAGCCCGAAAUAAAAGUCCGAGAGUGUGUCUGAAUAUCUGAACUGUUGUGCAGUAUUGCUUGGAACUAAGCACCACGCUUUCCCUCUAAUGCAGAGAAUCAAUUAUCGCACGCUAUCCAUCACCAAUAGCAGCGACUGCCUUGCCCAUAUUAUUAUAGAGGAAGCCAAUAUGUCUCUAGCAGCAGACAUUGGAUAUUCGACAUUUCAAAGCUUGCUUACCAGAGGCGCAGAGGUGAAAGUGUUCUCCUAUGCUCACGUAAACAAAUUGACAGUGAUAAUUAAAAUAUUUUCACCAUACAUUUGCUGCAGCGAUCACACGAGACAUUCACACUUUUCAUUCUCAACAACAUGUUGCUGCAACAUUUUGUGAAUUUUUGGUUAUUUUUAAUGCUAUUAAAUUUAACCAAAGUUAGAAUGAUUGUCGUGGACAAGCUAAUCAAUGUCAAUGCAAAUAUAACGAAUACAACAAUUACAACAACCUCGACUACGACUAUAGUAACUCGCUUAACGCCAGCUAUUAAAGAUGAAAAAAAUAUAACCUCUUCUGCGACCCUUAAACAAACGGCGAAAUUCUUUAAUAAAAGUUCGUCGAAGAAACGUAAAACUGUAGACGUCUCUUCUAUACCGAUCGGCGACUCUAGUACGGAGUGGCGUUGUCCUAACAUAACGGGAAUGCGUAGUUUGGAAUGUGGUUGCGACUUGCCUCACACUCUUCGCUGUAACGGUGACUUGCAUGGCUUAGGGGUUUUGGCCGAUAACUUGCGCAAUUCACCUUUCUCCGUAGCCCUAUUAGAUAUUGCUUUGCGUAACGUUACAUUCCUCAGUGAUGCUCGUAUCUUUGAGGGCGUAUCGUUGCGUUGUUUAAUCAUUUCGUCGGGCGAAAUAAAACGUGUACACAAGUCGGCUUUUAUGGAUAUAAAAGGCCCCCUAUUGGCUUUGGGUUUGCCCGGUAACGCUUUACCCAGCGUACCAUGGAGUUCGAUAUCGUUGCUAGUGGAAUUGGAACGUUUAGACUUAUCGAAUAAUAGAAUAAAAGCUUUGAGCAGCUCAGACUUAACCUCUUUGAUCAACUUAGAGUAUCUGGAUCUGAGCAAUAAUCAAAUCUCAAGCAUAUCGCAGAGGACGUUCGCCAAUUUGCGUAAAUUAGAAUUCUUAAAAUUGGGCGGUAAUCGUUUGGGAGACUAUGCGAGUAGUUUGAAAGCUUUAACACAAUGCUACAGUUUAAGAGAUUUGGAUUUAAGUGCCAAUAAUUUAAAUGGCCCACUAACAGCCUCCACGCUUCCUAUACUGAAGCAAUUAUCCAGCUUGAAUCUGAAUCGUAAUCUCAUUAAGAGCAUACAAAAUAAGGCUUUAAUGAAUUAUUCGCGUCUUACUACGUUGUCGUUACGUCAUAAUCAAAUCGAUGUUUUACAAGAUCAUGCCUUUUACGGUUUAGGUACGUUGGAAAGCUUGGACUUAAGUUACAAUGGCAUCGUGGCAAUAUCGAGCGCAUCUCUACAGCAUUUGACGCGUUUGAAAAUUUUGGAUUUAACGCAUAAUUUCUUGAGGGCCUUAACUGCCGAUCUAAUUACUCCUUUACCCUCUUUAACCGAUUUGCGUUUAUCUGGCAAUGAUAUCUCUAUAGUAGCCAAGCAUGCAAUGGAUGGUGCAAGAGAAUUAAAAAGUCUUUCAAUGCAAGAGAAUCCUUUAUCUUGCGAUUGUACAAUGCGUGAAUUUGCCGAAUGGUUGCAAAUAGCUAAACAAUUGACACAAGAUCUUAUUACAAUAACCUGCGUAACUCCGCCUAAAUUGGAAGGCGCUCCACUGAUCCAAGUACCCAUGGAAAUGCUUAACUGUGAUAUGGAUAAUGCGGAAAAAGAUAAUGCAAAUAUAAUCGAGCAACUGGAGGCGAUCACAAAACAAAAUCACUCGACGCAUAUUCGAGAUCUGUCAGAAGAGAUUGUAUUACAUGAAAUUCAUUACUCAGCCGAUUAUGGUCUAAUCUUAACUUGGAUUAUAAAUCUAAGUAAAGCUGAUUACAUGUGCGAUGCAAUAUUCGUUUAUAAGGAGGAGAAUAUUAACGAGAUUUUAAUUGACAACUCACCGGUAAUAAAAGACAUACAUUGCGAAAGUAAAAUCAUUAAUGGACAAAAUACAGUUAGUGUCAUUGUGCCGGAUAGCUCCACUUUGGAUGUAGGCGAGAGCUACCGGUUUUGCUUGGUUAUGAUCCAAGAUCGCAAUCCUCAAGCUGAACUAACCGUGGGCUGUUCAAAUAUCACGCAAUUGCAAUUAAGUUCUGGCGAUUCUUUGGCAAAAGUUCGUCAAUUUAGACGUCAUCCAUAUGCUGAUCUCUCGAAAUACGAUCGUAGUUCUGUAGAUGAUUCACAAACCGAAGAUUAUGCGAUUAAUAGUCGCAAAUUUAAUUCCCUAACCGUGCAACAAGACGACGUGCAACAUGCAAAGCAUUCUUUUAACAUUUUCAAUUCUCUAAAUCGAAGUUUCCUACCUGGCUUGGGUUUGGGUAUAUUAGUUACGUCAAUUGCGGUCCUAAUAUGGGGAGCUGCCCGUUUACGGCAAACCGCGAACAGUAGUCGUUCAAGUACACCGACAGCUACGACCUGUUAUGCAGCCUCGGAACAAAUUGCUCGUUUGGCUGAUGCGGAAAAUGGAGCGCGUUACUUGAAACUACAAGCUACUACAAGCCUUUGAAGGGAGGGGGAAGGGAGACAGAUAUUACAUUGACCAUAUUUGUGAAUCAGUUAAAAACAAUCGUUUUGCGCUGAUUCUUGUGAUAGUACUCUAUGUACCAAUAUUUAGUUUUAAUAAAUUUUUUUGUUUUUUUUUUUUUUUUUUUUCUUUCGAUAACACAAACUUCAAAGGAAUAUUAAUCACUUACUUACUUUAAUGUUUAAGCCAAAAGUUAGAUUUUUAUAAUUUAAGCAAUUUAAGUCCACUAUAUAUAUCUCUCUUACAUAAACACACACAC